AUGAAGUUUUUGCUUCUUUUAUUGGGCCUAGGAUGGGUCGCAAAUGCUGCUGUGGUUCUACCCCAGGGCAACAAGACCGCUGAAAUAAAUGCUCGUGAUACGGCGGGAUAUCGUUCCGUUGCUUAUUUUGUUAACUGGGCUAUCUAUGAACGCAACUUUCAUCCGCAAGACCUUCCUGUUGAGAAAUUAACGCAUAUUUUGUACGCGUUUGCUAAUGUCCAUCCCGAAACAGGCGAGGUCUACCUGUCAGACUCUUGGGCAGAUAUUGAAAAACAUUAUCCUGGAGAUUCCUGGAGCGACACAGGGACAAAUGUCUACGGAUGUGCAAAGCAGCUAUUUCUACUUAAACAAAAGAAUCGAAAGCUGAAAGUUCUUCUGUCUAUCGGAGGUUGGACGUACUCAAGCAACUUUGCCAGUCCGUUGAGCACAGCCUCUGGUAGAGCGAUAUUUGCUUCCUCUGCAACGACUUUGGUCAAGAACCUUGGGUUCGACGGAAUUGAUAUUGAUUGGGAGUACCCUGCCGAUAGUAUCCAAGCUGACAACAUGGUUUCCACUCUACAACAGUUGCGAUCUUCAUUGGACUCAUACAGUGCGGCCAGUGCCAAUAAUUAUCAUUUCUUGAUAACUGCUGCAUGCCCAGCUAGCUCAACAAACUCCCGAAAACUCCACCUAUCCCAGAUGAACCUGUACUUGGACUUUUGGAAUCUCAUGGCCUAUGAUUAUUCUGGAAGCUGGGAUACUGUGGCCAGUCACGAUGCCAAUAUUUAUGCAUCAACUAGCAACCCAACCGACACGCCUUUCAAUACGGAUCAAGCAAUUACCUAUUAUACAUCUAAUGGUGUCCCAGCAGACAAGAUUGUGUUGGGUAUGCCCCUGUAUGGCCGCUCGUUUAUGAACACCCGUGGCCCUGGUACUACUUACGAAGGGAUUGGGAGUGGCAGCUGGGAGAAUGGUGUGUGGGAUUACAAAGCAUUACCGUUGACAGGCGCAUCUGUGAACUACCUUAGCCAGCCUGUUGCAAGCUACAGCUACGAUUCAUCGCAGCAAAUGAUGAUUAGCUAUGACAAUCCCCAGGUCGCGCGAAUGAAGGCAGAGUACAUUCAAGCCAAGGGCCUGGGCGGCGGAAUGUGGUGGGAAAGUAGCGGCGACAAGAAUGGAUCAGACAGUCUGAUUACUACGGUUAUCCAUUCAUUUGGUGGUAGCGAUGCUUUGGACCAAAGCCAGAAUGAGCUGAGUUACCCGGCAUCCUCAUAUGAUAACUUGAAGCGUGGUUUCUCAUCUAGCUAG
Penicillium brasilianum is the source of this 1287-nucleotide messenger RNA. The record is from the annotation of a GenBank genome assembly. NCBI's taxonomy places the organism in Eukaryota, Fungi, Ascomycota, Eurotiomycetes, Eurotiales, Aspergillaceae.